AUGUCUUCGAAAGCCGAAAAAGACAAACAGAAACAAAUACAGGAUAGAUGUCUGUCACUGCUGAACCAAAUGUUGAAGGAUGACGACAACAAGUACUGUGUGGACUGCGAUUCAAAAGGACCGAGAUGGGCUUCUUGGAAUCUGGGAAUAUUCCUGUGCAUAAGAUGUGCCGGUAUCCAUCGUAACCUGGGCGUGCACAUCAGCAAAGUACGGUCUGUGAAUUUGGAUUCCUGGACUCCCGAACAAGUGGUGAAUUUGCAACAAAUGGGAAACAGUCGAGCAAGAGCUGUAUACGAAGCAAACCUACCGGAUAAUUUUAGACGCCCGCAAACUGAUUCUGCAUUAGAGGCAUUCAUUCGUUCAAAGUACGAACACAAAAAGUACAUUGCCAAGGAAUGGGUGCAGCCUCCAUUACCCAAAGUAAAUUGGGAUAAAGAUUUAGAAGAAGAAGCUGAAAAACAGAAGAAAAAAAAGAGAGAGCCAAAACCUGGGUCAAUUAUGCGCAGUGUGCCUUCUAUCGUGCCAAAUCCAUUACCUAAACCUAUUUCUUUAAGCCCAAAAUUAUCAUCAAACAAGAAACCAGUUUCAACCGAUACAAAACAUUCCACUGAUCUUCUUGGUUUGGAUACUCCUACAAAAGAUUCAAACCCUACAUUGAUAGAUACGUCCUUCACAUCUUCCAGUUCAGAUUCAACAGAUCCGUUCAGUAGUUUUUUAAGUGCAUCUGUUUCUUCUACUACAACUGCUUCUCCCCAAAUUCAACAAACAAUUGAUCCAAUGAUAGGCCGUUCCACUGAAGAGGAAAACUUUUUCAAUCAACCAACGGCUACAAAAAAUAAACUCACUACCGAUUCUAUUUUGGCAUUAUAUGGGAAAACAUCAUCCCCUAAUAACAUGGCUGCAAGCCAGUACACAAGUCAAAAUAAUGGUUUUGUUCCUCCUCAGCCGCAACAACCAUUGUUCAAUGCUUUCAAUCAGAAUGGAUUUCAAAAUAUGCAAUCCAUCAAUAAUCUUGGAAAUUCUAUCAAUUUGUUAUCCAAUAACUCUAUUGAUUUUAACAAUCUGCAGUCAUCAACAAAUUCUAAUUUUGCGUCUAAUCCAUUUUACAGUAUGGCUGCAAAAAAUGCACCAACUCAAUUUAUUAAUCAUGAGAGCCCUGUAGUGAAAAAUAAUCAGUUUGCAGCAUUUGAUUCUCCAAAUGAUUCGGUUCAUUUGCCUCAACAAAUGGCUAUGCUGAAUUUGGGGCACCCAACAACGGCUCCGUCAACUGUCAAUGGCUUUACAGACCUUUCUAAUGGAUUUACAGACCUUUCUAAUGGAUUUACAGACCUCUCUCAUGGCUUUACAGACUUCUCUAACGGCUUUACGGACCUUGCCAAGCAAUCACAAACUGGCCAAACGCUUUCACCUAAUUUAUGGCAGUAG
Messenger RNA from Macrosiphum euphorbiae (potato aphid), 1425 nucleotides. NCBI's taxonomy places the organism in Eukaryota, Metazoa, Arthropoda, Insecta, Hemiptera, Aphididae. The record is from the annotation of a GenBank genome assembly.